Messenger RNA from Spodoptera littoralis (African cotton leafworm), 1332 nucleotides. Lineage: Eukaryota; Metazoa; Arthropoda; Insecta; Lepidoptera; Noctuidae. The record is from the annotation of a GenBank genome assembly.
AUGUCCGUCUUGAAUAACUUUACGGUGUCCGUUGCGAAGGGUUUACGACGUCUAAGACAUAAGCAGGAGCUUCGUGAGGUAGUGCCUAAUGCUUCAAGAAGGAAAGGCAACACAGCAGUGCCAGAGGAGACGAAGCUGAACAUGGAGAAAUGCCUCAUCGUAUCAAAGGUUACCAGAUAUGAAUAUGAAAGACAUUGCCACGAGAAUCUAUCAGAAUCGGAACUAGAGAAAGUGCUUAGAACACGAGGUUCUGAUUACGACUCCAUGCUGAAGACACACAAGCAACAGAAGGCAUUUGAAGAGAAUGUAGCGAAGAGCCUCAGAGAUAUGGGACUUAAAGUGGAAAUGGCGAGCAGAUUAACAUACAACGAUGAUAUUAUAAGUUGGUGCGACGUCGUGGUGCCAUGUGGUGGGGAUGGCACCUUCCUUUUAGCAGCCUCUAGAGUCAGAGACGCUAAUAAACCAGUGAUAGGCUUCAACAGCUCACCACAGAAGUCGGUAGGACGCCUCUGUCUACCCACCUGGUGUUCCAACGACGUGAAGGGUGCGUUCCAGGCGAUCAAAGAGGGUAGGUUCAGAUGGAUGCGUCGCUCCAGGAUACGUACGACCGUCACCUCGGAGCCGCAGCUCUUGGAGACCAUCACCCCGGUAGAUCUACACACACUGCAUUUUUGCAGAUACCCUCCAGUCCAGAACACCCAUGAGAUGGUGGACGCAUACAACAUGAACUCUCGACAGAUCGCCUCCAAUUCAAAGGACGCGCCCGUCAGUCCCACGCUCGCCACUAAAGUGUUACCUUUCCUGGCGCUUAAUGAGGUAUUUAUAGGGGAGAGUGUAACAUCUCGCGUGUCAUUGCUCCGGCUACAGAUAGACAACGGCGCCUGGUCUCACACGAAGAGCUCCGGACUCUGUGUCACUACUGGGACUGGGAGCACUUCGUGGCACUUUAGUAUAAACUGUCUCCGCACGCAAUCAGUGCAGGAGCUGAUGAAGAUCCUCCACGAGGAGUACAAGGUCCCAUUGGACACGGCCAUGGAGAAGGCGCGCGAAGUCACCGAGAAAUAUAACCAGAAACUCAUGUUCGCUGCAGAUUCCGACCAGCUAGCGUAUUCAGUGCGUGAAUACAUAACGUUCGAGGAGUGGCCCACUCCCCGCGGACUCAAAGUACGAGACAAGGCGAGCUCGGUUAAAGUCAAGUCGCAUUGUACUGAUGCGGGCCUAGUAAUCGAUGGCAGCGUCUCAUUCCCCUUCAACGAUGGAACAGAAGCCAUAUUAGAAAUCCACCCAGAAGACUCACUGAUGACGGUACAGAUGGACGAAAAACGGCCAUAA